Messenger RNA from Gekko japonicus, 2133 nucleotides. RefSeq names its product UBX domain protein 11 (gene UBXN11). The record is from RefSeq and is a predicted model, not a curated record. The transcript is spliced from 11 exons. The coding region runs from base 1 to 1233 and encodes 410 amino acids. Gene Ontology annotation, biological process: proteasome-mediated ubiquitin-dependent protein catabolic process. Gene Ontology annotation, molecular function: ubiquitin binding. Lineage: Eukaryota; Metazoa; Chordata; Lepidosauria; Squamata; Gekkonidae.
AUGGAGCUGAUGACCUCCAUGAUGCAGAAGAUUGCUUUGCUGGAACAGAAAGUCAAGAGCCAAGCCCUUGCCAUUCAGCACAAGGACAAGAAGAUCAAAGCGCUUGAGGAGCAGAUGAAAAUCUUUCAGAAAGGCAAUGAGGAAUCUUCCAGGUUGAGCAGAACGGAGGAGCUGGAAGUGAUCUGCCUUCAGCUGCAGCAGCAGAUCUGGGAAAUGGAGCGGUUUCUGAAUGACUAUGGACUGAUCUGGGUGGGUGAGCUAAAUGAAUCCGCAGAAGAUAUGGAGUCAAUGGACGGAGAAGGGAGUCGGACAUCAAGGGGUCUCUGGAAGCCAGGUGAUGCUGUUGUUUCAGAAUCUUCAAUAAAUUUUGAUACCCUCUUUGAGAACCUGAAAGAUUUGAAUGUGCUGGCUGGGGAGGGUGUGUCCCAAAUCGAGCAUGUGGCAGGAGGUGCUCGGUUGAGGCAGCCGGACCCAGUCCCCCUCACCUUCUAUCAGAAUGGGAUCGUCAUGUUCAACGGUCCCUUCCGAUCAUAUGAGGAACCUUCCACGCAGCAAUGCUUGCAAGAUCUCAUGGACGGCUAUUUCCCUUCUGAGCUGCAGAGGCGUUACCCAGAUGGCGUUCCAUUUCAGGUCACCGACAAGAGAGAGGUCUUCUUUCGGGAGAGGCAGCUGGCAGAGAGUUUUCCAGGCCAGGGCUUGGUCGUUGGAAAUCCCAAACCAAGUGGGAUGAAGGAAACAACUGAGAUUCCAGGUCCCAAGCUCACUGUGCAGCAGUUUAUGAACAGACUUCCAAGGUCACUGAUCCGAGAUGGGCAAGUGAUUGAUAUUCGAAGAGACAUUGGAGAAACCCUGCAGGGCUCUAGCAGGACGCAGAAGCAUGAAGUGAUUCUAGUGGAGACACCCAGCCUCAUGGCAAUGAAGAAGAGGUUAGAAGGGGACAUUCAAGAGAAGACUCCUGAUCUUAACAUCUCAACUCUUCGAAUAAAGUCUGAGAAUGGGGAGAAGACAUAUAUCAUCAGAAUGCCAUUCACAGAGACCAUUGGAGACCUGCGGCAGCACCUUGCCCAGAGCAGGGGAGGAGAGCUGGAGUCAUAUGAGAUCCUCAGCAUUUUCCCCCGGCAGGUGUACAACAACAAUGCUAUGACCCUGGAAGAGUGUGGGUUGGUCCCCAAUGGCUCCCUUCUUCUGAGGAGAAAGGUCUCUCCAACAAAAUUGCCAGGACAGCAGCUGUAACAGUUUACAGCGGAUGAUUCAUCAGGCUUGGCUGCCGUUCAUUUCCCAAGGAAGUAAUGUCCUUCAUUCUCCUUCCCUGGUUAGCCUCCCCUCUUGGCAAGAAGACUGUUACUUAUGAUCAGUAGGAGCCAUGAUAGGACUGUUGUCUAUGUUACCUAAGUGUCAACUUUACUUUAUGGAGAAAUGUAGGAGUGCACAGAUAACUUUGUUCCCUUGCAUUACUGUACACCCUACCCCAAUCAGGCAAGUAUUGCCUUUUCCUGUUCUGGCCAGCUGGAGGGUGACCUAGAACUAGAUAUAAGCCACAGAGACCCUAAGUGGUACACUUGGCUGCUUUCCACAUUGUUGCUGAGACUCUAAGCCCGCUGUCUUAUUGGGACCUAUGCAGUGUAGGGCUCCCAAGGUUGUGUGCUGCAGGAUAGCAUCCCCGAGAACACGGUGGCCUAUCCUGGGGGGUGGAAGGACACGCUAAGUCAAUCAGGUAGGGUACAGAUACUAUUUCAUGCCCUAUAAUGGGAAGGUAAAGCAGAAGAGGACCUGGAAGCCUCACCAUCCAACUGCUCUUCUUGGGAGUGAUGUGCUGGGAAGGGCAAGCUGGACAUCCAGAACAGAAACUCUUCCCCUCUUUCAAGAACGGUACCUAGCUUCUGGGCCAAGCCCACCUAUUUUGCUCAGCCGAAGGCUGUGACUGAGUUCAACCCCGCAGAUUUGACAGAGUACUGAAUUGCUCUCUUCCUACAACAUGGACAAAGCACUAGGUCAUCCAAUUCUACCUCCAUCCCCGCCAGGUAGAUGUUGUUCACUUAACAUUCAUCUGACCCCCAUGGUAAGCUGGCUGCCUCUUUCAGGGCCAGGAUAAAGUUUAAACCAUUUUUUUUUUUUUUUGCAGGGCUAGUCGUA